AUGCUUGUCUCCAUAGACCGGAUUCACUCGUGGGCGAAAGCUCACGCUUCUUCUCGUGGCCAAACAGACCAGACAACCCCCGAACCGGCCGCCGAUCCUGACCCUGCGGAAAAACCGCCGCAAGAUGGACAAGUGAACGCCCCCGUUGACGACCCAACCCCAGGGUCUGUCACGGAAAGCAACUCAACCCCCGGCCUCGCGCGCCGCAUGAGGAACGGAUCCGUCCGUUUCUAUCACCACACCAAAGAUGCCAUCUGCCAUAGCUGGGUCAAUGUCCUCCUGGUCUUCGUCCCAGUGGGCAUUGCCUGCGAGGCCGCAGGUCUCAACCCGGCCAUCAUCUUCGCGAUGAAUGCAGUGGCUAUCAUUCCCCUGGCUGGACUCCUCAGCCAUGCUACAGAGAGUGUCGCUAGCCGUCUGGGUGAUACAAUUGGAGCUCUCAUCAACGUCACUUUCGGAAACGCCGUGGAGUUGAUCAUCUUCAUCAUCGCCCUCGUCAAGAAUGAGAUCCGAAUUGUCCAAGCUUCCCUGCUCGGCUCCAUUCUGGCCAAUCUGCUCCUGAUCAUGGGAAUGGCAUUCCUUUCUGGUGGUCUCCGCUUCCAGGAACAAAUCUACAACAGCACUGUCACCCAAAUGAGUGCCUGUCUGCUCAGUUUGAGUGUGGUCAGUCUGCUCUUGCCGACUGCCUUCCACGCCUCUUGGUCCGAUAGCGUAAAUGCCGACAGAGAGACCAUCAAGGUCAGCCGUGGUACCAGUGUCGUGCUCCUAUUGGUGUACAUCUUGUAUAUCAUCUUCCAGCUUCGGACCCACUCCUACCUGUAUGCUAGUAUUCCCCAAGCCAUCAUUGAUGAGGAGUCCCACCCUGGUGUCUUGGCGGAAUUCAUGAAUAGCUCUUCGGAUUCUUCAUCUAGCUCAAGUGAUGAGUCUGACGACACAACAACGUCGUGGACCACUGCGAAGCGCAUAAAGAGGGCCAUGAAAUAUCGCAGACACCGCAAGUCAAGCACCAGCUCCAAAGGAACAGCAUCUCGCACUUCCUUCCAGAAGAGAGCCAUGGCCUCCACUUCCAAUGAAAACCAGAGCUCCAUUCCCAACUCCAUCGGCAGCAACGAACAUGCCAUCGACAUCGGCGAAGAAGCUCGUUACGACGCGGACGAUGACGCUCAGGACCCUGCCGCGAUUCGCUCUCGCGACUUUGGAAUUGCUCUCAGCCAGAUGGAUAGCCAUGCAAGCAAGAAGUCCAAGAAGCGCGAUCGUAAGAGGCGCAAGGCCCUCAAAGCGGAAAAGCAGGCGCAGAUCCAGGCCCCUGGUGAAGGCAGUCCUUCGAACGGCCUAGGCCCAGCAGCCAAGGGACUCCAGCCUUCGCCCAACUUUGUUGGAUUUGAUAGCAUCACCGAUGAGGCCCAAAAGCGCCGCUCUCCCUUCGGGCCCAUCCCCUCUCUGCUGUCAAACACCGUCUUCAGCUCCCAGUCGCCGGCCCUGUCACCACACAUUGGCAAUGCUGCGCGCCCCGGCAUUGCUCGAAGUAAUUCGUUGCCUGCUCACAUCAACCGUCCUCCCCCAGCCGGCAAUGCCGUGCAGUUCGCUCGUGGGGCUUCUCGCCUCACCAAUCCCACCGACCCCCCAGUUCCGGAGACAGCCUCCCAGGCCCCGGAACCCGAAAUGUCGCGGACUGCUGCUGUUGUGAUGCUCCUGCUGUCCACCGGUCUUGUCGCUGUAUGUGCUGAGUUCUUAGUCGAUGCUAUUCCGGCUAUGAUUACCAGCUCGAAUGUCAGCGAGGCCUUCAUUGGUCUUAUCAUCUUGCCUAUUGUCGGUAAUGCUGCCGAGCACGUUACCGCUGUCAGCGUUGCGACCAAGAACAAGAUGGACUUGUCUAUUGGUGUUUCUGUUGGAAGUAGUAUCCAAAUUGCUAUCUUCGUCACACCCCUGGUUGUCAUCCUCGGUUGGUGCAUGGAUAAAGACAUGUCGCUCUACUUCACCUUGUUCGAGACUAUCUGCCUCUUUGUCACCACUUUCGUUGUCAACUUCCUGGUCCUUGACGGUCGCAGUAACUACCUCGAAGGUGUACUCCUGAUCGCAGCGUACAUUAUCAUUGCUCUAUCUGCCUUUUUCUAUCCUGAUAGCGCCCAGGCCAGCAGUAUCGCUGGCUCAGAAUGA
Molecule: messenger RNA, 2154 nt
Organism: Penicillium olsonii
Lineage: Eukaryota; Fungi; Ascomycota; Eurotiomycetes; Eurotiales; Aspergillaceae
Source: the annotation of a GenBank genome assembly